Messenger RNA from Lecanosticta acicola, 5913 nucleotides. The record is from the annotation of a GenBank genome assembly. NCBI's taxonomy places the organism in Eukaryota, Fungi, Ascomycota, Dothideomycetes, Mycosphaerellales, Mycosphaerellaceae.
AUGUCGUCGAAAUCUACAGAUGCUGCAGCCGCACAAUGGCUGGAGCAGAUGGCGGCCAUGCGAGCGGCCAUCGCAGAACUGAACUUUCCCAAGACCAACGGCGAGACGAAUGCGCCUGCGUUUGACAAUGACCUCGAUCUCGACGAGGACGACGACUUCUCACCCUGCGAGGAUAUCUGGGACUUAAUCAGCGAUCAAGAUGAAGACUACAGUGAGGAUAGCGCCGAGGUGCCUGCCGCAAUCCCGUGGAAAGAGACGACUCAAGAAGGCUCAAGAGCGUGGUUGAGAGAGCAAUGUCAACAGGUGGCGAGCAAAGGCAACGGGCUCGAUGCGUCUUCUUUGGAGGACCAGAUCAUUGCCGUCCUCGCCAGUGACAGCAGCGAUGUGGAACUUCAGAUGACACUCGCGGAUAUCCUGGGCUUCGAGGAACUUGAUCUGGUGGGCGAUGUUAUCAAGCACCGCAGGUCUGUCCUCAAGGAACCCAGUACACAGCCUUCAGCUACACAUGGACUCCUCACCAAAGCAGAGCGAGAUGCUCGUCUUCGUCAAGCAGAUCUUGCGCAUAAAAGUGCUUCUCUUUUGCCAGCCCAGGAUCGGUCAACGGCCGAGUAUCCGCAUGUCUACCGCUCCCACGAAGCUGGAAAUACCUUAUCCACUCACGGCAAGCGAUAUGCUCUACCUGUCGGAAGCCAGCGCCUGGAGCGCGAGAAGUACGAAGAGUACUCCAUUCCUGCUGCUGGUGUCGGCACUCUCGGCAGAAAUCAAAAGCUGGUCGAGAUCAAAGAUAUGGAUGGUCUGUGCAAACGUACCUUUAAGGGAUACAAGACUUUGAACCGCAUGCAGAGCCUGGUGUACCAGGUAGCCUAUAAUACCAGCGAGAACAUGCUCAUCUGUGCUCCCACUGGAGCUGGUAAGACAGAUGCAGCGGUGCUUACCAUCCUGAAUACCGUGGCCAAAAACAUACAUCCUAACCCGACAGAAGAGCCUGAUGCGACAGAAUUUGCUGUACGUGUCGAGGAUUUCAAGAUCGUCUACGUCGCGCCCAUGAAGGCAUUGGCGGCCGAAAUCACAGAUAAGCUUGGCAAGCGAUUGGCCUGGCUAGGAAUUCAAGUCCGCGAACUCACUGGAGAUAUGCAACUCACCAAGGCCGAGAUCGUGCAGACUCAGGUUAUCGUCACGACGCCCGAGAAGUGGGACGUUGUGACUCGAAAGUCUACUGGUGAUACUGAGCUUGUGCAGAAAGUGCGCUUAUUGAUCAUCGACGAAGUACACAUGCUUCACGACGAGCGAGGCGCCGUACUGGAAUCUCUUGUCGCAAGGACAGAACGACAGGUCGAAAGCACACAAUCCUUGAUCCGGAUCGUUGGGCUGAGUGCAACACUGCCAAAUUACAUCGAUGUAGCAGACUUUCUGAAAGUCAACCGAAUGGCAGGUCUCUUCUAUUUCGAUCAGUCUUUUCGUCCAGUACCUCUCGAGCAACAUUUCCUUGGCGUUAGGGGCAAGCCUGGCACAAAGGGUAGCCGAGAGAAUAUCGACAACACUGCUUUUGAGAAAGUCAAGGACAUGCUCGAGCAAGGCCACCAGGUCAUGGUCUUCGUGCACAGCCGCAAAGAUACGGUUAAGACUGCUCGACAGCUGUACGAGAUGGCUACCGAGCAGGGAAUGGCGGACCUCUUCGACUCAAGUACCCACGAGGGUUACACGCAAGCGCUCAAAGAUGUCAAGCAAUCCAAAGGACGCGAGAUUCGAGAGCUUGUGGCAAAGGGAAUGGGCACGCAUCAUGCGGGCAUGCCGCGAUCUGAUCGGAAUCUGAUUGAGCGGCUCUUUGCCGAAGGAGUGCUAAAAGUCCUCUGCUGUACUGCGACCCUGGCCUGGGGUGUCAAUCUACCGGCUGCCGCAGUUAUCAUCAAAGGCACUCAGCUAUACAGCGCAGAGGCUGGUAAGUUUGUCGACCUUGGUAUUCUCGACGUUCUCCAGAUCUUUGGUCGAGCUGGCCGUCCACAAUUUCAAGAUACUGGUAUUGGCAUGAUCAUCACAACCCAGGACAAGUUGCAGCAUUACCUCACUGCAGUCACCCAGCAACAGCCAAUUGAGUCGCAGUUCAGCAAAAAGCUGGUCGACAAUUUGAAUGCCGAAAUCUCGUUAGGCACCGUCACUAGCGUUCCUGAAGCCAUCACCUGGCUCGGAUACUCCUAUUUGUUCGUGCGAAUGAAGCGAAAUCCGAUCGCCUAUGGCAUCGAAUGGGCAGAAAUGCACAAUGAUCCCAAUCUGGUCCAGCGGAGGCGCGAUCUGGUUGUCAAAGCAGCUAGGAUCCUCCAGACCAGCCAGAUGAUCAUCUUCAAUGAGACAACAGAGGAGCUUCGAGCCAAAGAUGUCGGCCGGAUCGCCAGUCAAUUCUACGUCCUGCAGACCAGCGUUGAAAUUUUCAAUACUAUGAUGAGACCCAGGGCCACGGAAGCAGACGUGUUGAAGAUGAUCAGUAUGAGCGGGGAAUUCGACAACAUCACCAGCCGAGAGACUGAGGAGAAGGAGCUCAUGCGUCUCAAGGAGGAGGCUGCUCCAUGUGACAUCGAAGGCGGUAUUGGCACACAGCAAGGCAAGACCAACGUCCUGCUUCAGUCUUACAUCAGCAAAGCCAACCUGGAAGACUUCACAUUGGUCUCUGACAGUGCAUACGUCGCACAGAACGCGGCACGUAUAUGUCGCGCCCUCUUCAUGAUUGCUUUAAACAGACGAUGGGGCUACCAGUGCCUGGUCUUGCUUAGCAUGUGCAAGAGUAUCGAAAAGCGAGUCUGGCCAUACGAGCAUCCGUUCCACCAAUUCGAUCUGCCUCAAGCCGUUCUUCGCAACCUGGAUGAGAAAGGGAGCACUGGUGCCAUUGAAUCGUUAAGGGAAAUGGAUCAAGCCGAAAUUGGCAGCCUAGUACACAAUCAGAGGAUAGGAAGCACGAUUGGCAAGCUACUUGACAACUUUCCGACUGUCUCGGUUGAAGCUGAAAUCGCACCUUUGAACAGGGAUGUUCUUCGCGUCAAGCUGUACAUCGCUCCAGAGUUCAGGUGGAACGAUCGCCAUCAUGGCAAAAGCGAGAGCUACUGGAUCUGGGUCGAAAACUCCGAGACCAGCGAGAUCUAUCAUCAUGAGUACUUCAUUCUCAGCAGGAAGAAGCUGUACGACGACCACGAGCUGAACUUCACAAUUCCUCUGUCGGAUCCUCUACCCAGCCAAAUCUACGUGCGAGCAGUCAGCGACAGAUGGCUGGGAGCAGAGACCGUGACACCAGUAUCUUUCCAACAUCUCAUCCGACCAGACACCGAGAGUGUGUACACAGAUCUUCUCAACUUGCAGCCGCUUCCAACCACGGCACUCAAGAAUCCAUUGCUGGAGGAGAUUUACGGCCAACGUUUCCAGUACUUCAAUCCAAUGCAGACUCAGUUGUUCCAUUGCAUGUACUACACUCCAGCCAACGUCCUACUGGGAUCGCCGACAGGAUCUGGGAAGACUAUUGCUGCCGAGCUUGCGAUGUGGUGGGCUUUCAGGGAAAAGCCGGGUAGCAAGGUCGUCUAUAUUGCGCCAAUGAAGGCACUUGUCCGCGAGCGAGUUCAAGACUGGAGCAAGCGGCUCACAAGACAAAUGGGUCUGAAGCUCGUCGAGCUGACGGGUGACAACACUCCCGAUACCAGGACGAUUCGAGAUGCCGACAUCAUUGUCACCACGCCGGAAAAGUGGGACGGUAUCAGUCGUAGCUGGCAAACGAGAAGCUAUGUGCAGCAGGUCAGUCUCGUCAUCAUCGAUGAGAUACACCUACUUGGUGGCGAUCGUGGUCCCAUCCUGGAGAUUAUUGUCAGUCGUAUGAACUACAUUGCAUCACAGAAGAAGGGCUCAGUGCGACUUGUCGGUAUGUCCACUGCUUGCGCCAACGCUAUGGACCUCGCCAACUGGCUUGGAGUUAAAGAGGGGCUCUUCAACUUCCGCCACUCCGUACGGCCAGUGCCACUUGAAAUUUAUAUCGAUGGAUUUCCAGAGCAACGCGGCUUCUGUCCUCUUAUGCAGAGCAUGAACCGGCCAACUUUCCUUGCGAUCAAGGCUCACUCGCCGGACAAGCCUGUCAUCGUCUUCGUGGCUUCUCGUCGACAGACAAGACUGACGGCUCGUGACCUGAUCAACUUCUGUGGCAUGGAAGACAACCCAAGACGCUUCGUGAAAAUGUCAGAAGACGAGCUAGAGACCAAUUUGGCCCGUGUCAAGGAUGAAGCACUGAAGGAGGCCGUGAGCUUCGGCAUCGGUCUACAUCACGCAGGUCUUGUUGAGUCGGACCGGCAGCUGGCCGAAGAACUGUUCGCCAACAACAAGAUCCAGAUUCUGGUCGCCACAAGUACUCUUGCAUGGGGUGUCAACUUGCCAGCCCAUCUCGUCGUUGUCAAAGGCACACAGUUUUUCGAUGCCAAGAUCGAGGGCUACAAGGACAUGGACCUUACAGAUGUACUGCAAAUGCUGGGCCGAGCAGGUCGACCGCAGUUCGACAACUCAGGGAUUGCUCGGAUCUUCACGCAAGAUUCGAAGAAAGCCUUUUACAAGCACUUCCUACAUACUGGAUUUCCCGUGGAGUCCUCGCUGCACAAUGUCCUCGACAACCAUCUGGGUGCCGAAGUAUCCGCCGAGACAAUCGCGACAAAGCAGGAUGCCCUGGAUUACUUGACAUGGACUUUUUUCUUCAGAAGACUACACAAGAAUCCAUCGUACUACGGCCUCGAGAUAUCGGCGGAGGAAAACAACACGAUUGCUGCUCAGCAAGCAGCAAAUGAUUACAUGGUCGAGAUGGUCGACAAGUCUCUUUCCGAACUGGCGGAGUCAAAGUGUAUAAGCGUCGAACCUAAUGGCAAUGUCGAUCCAACGCCACUGGGCAAGAUUAUGAGUUAUUACUACCUGGCUCACAAGACCAUUCGGGAGCUGGUAGCGCAUGCAUCGCCAAGCGGGACCUUAGAGGAUGUGCUUUCCUGGAUGUGCCGCGCGACUGAGUAUGAUGAGCUCCCAGUCCGACACAACGAAGACCUCAUCAAUGCUGAGCUCUCUAAUAACCUUCCGCUCAAGGCGGACAGGCUAGGUCUGCCAAUGUGGGACCCGCAUGUCAAGGCGCAUCUACUGCUACAGGCGCACUUCUCUCGCAUCGAUCUUCCGAUCAGUGAUUAUGUUGGAGACAAAAACUCUGUGCUUGACCAGGCUAUCCGUAUCCUGCAAGCCAGCAUCGAUGUCCUCACCGAGCUGGGGUACUUGCAAAGCUGCAAGAUGAUGAUGACGCUCUUGCAGUGCGUCAAAUCCGCCCGAUGGCCGGACGAUGGUCCUCUGUCCAUCUUUUCCGGUGUUUCGCCCCAGCGCGAGAAGAAGCGCACCGGUGCACCCCAGUCUCUCAUCGAAGCUACCACGGCUCCGAAGCAGACAGUGGAGGAAGCUCUGAAGUUCCUCGGUAUCCCAGUCCCUUCACAUGCACGAGUGUUCAAGGAAUUGUCCCAGUUGCCUCAGCUCCGCGUCGGCGUCUCCGAUGUCAAUGCGCUAGGGCUGACCGUUAAUCUGUCCCGCGUGAACCCGCUACAAGAUCGCGACCAUCGAAUCUAUGCCCCUCGAUAUCCAAAACCACAGACCGAAGGGUACUUUGUCAUUGUUUCAGACGCUCAGAAGGGAGAGAUUCUGGCAUUGAAGAGGGUGAACUGGCCUAGUCCGCAAAAGAAUCGCGGUCCGGGGUCGAGUAAGCCUUCCACCAAGGCAACGAUCAAGCUACCACAGGAAGAUUCGGAGAGGAGGGUCGACGUGGUCGUCGUUAGCGAUAGUUACAUCGGCAUGGAAUGGAAACCUCCGCAGACUGUGGAGAUCCCUAGCGCGCCCAAGGUGGUGGACGACGGAUUGAAGAAGGAGAAAUAG